GCUCUCCCACGCCAACGGCAGAGCUGAAGGGGCCUGGCCAACUGGCUGACCCCCAGUGCUCCAGCCAUGCUCGGCUUGCCCUGGGUGCUGCUGCUGACCUCAGGCACGCUCUCCAUGGCGAUGAGUCCUGGGCUGCCAGCGCCUGCUGACCCCUGCUAUGAUGAGGGGGGCUCACCCCGCAGCUGCAUGCCGGGCUUGGUAAACGCAGCUCUGGGCCGCGAGGUACUUGCGUCCAGCACAUGUGGGCGUCCAGCCACUCGGGCCUGUGAUGCCUCAGACCCGCGGCGGGCACAUCCUGCUACUCUCCUGACAUUGGCUGGGGGCUCAACCAACUCUGUGUGCUGGCGCUCUGAAGUGCUGCAUCGAGUGCCCCUCAAUGUGACUCUCACGGUGCCUCUGGGCAAGGCUUUUGAGUUGGUCUUUGUGAGCCUGCGCUUCUGCUCAGCUCCCCCAGCCUCUGUGGCCCUGCUCAAGUCCCAGGACCAUGGCCACAGCUGGGCUCCACUCGGCUUCUUCUCCUCCCACUGUGGCCUGGACUAUGGGCGUUCACCUGCUCCAUCGGAUGGCCCUACCGGCCCAGGGCCUGAAGCCCUGUGCUUCCCUGCACCCCAGGCUCACCCUGAUGGUGGUGGCCUUAUGGCCUUCAGCGUGCAGGAUGGUAGCCCACCAGUCCUGGAUCUGGACAGCAGCCCGGUGCUCCAAGACUGGGUGACCGCCACAGAUAUCCGCAUAUUGCUCACAAGGCCUACUAUGCCAGGGGAUACCAGGGACUUGGAUGCCAUAGUCCCUUACUCCUAUUCAGCUACUGAACUGCAGGUGGGCGGGCGCUGCAAGUGCAAUGGGCAUGCUUCACGGUGCCUGCUGGAUGCUCAGGGCCACCUGAUCUGCGACUGCCGACAUGGCACGGAGGGCCCUGACUGCGGCCGCUGCAAGCCCUUCUACUGCGACAGGCCAUGGCAGCGGGCCACGGCCAGGGAAGCCCACGCCUGCCUUGCUUGUUCCUGCAAUGGCCAUGCCAGACGAUGCCGUUUCAACAUGGAGUUGUACCGCUUGUCUGGCCGCCGAAGUGGAGGUGUCUGCCUCAAUUGCCGGCAUAAUACUGCUGGUCGUCACUGCCAUUACUGCCAGGAGGGCUUCUAUCGUGACCCAGGCCGUGCUCUGAGUGACCGCCGUGCUUGCAGAGCUUGUGACUGUCACCCUGUUGGUGCUGCUGGCAAAACCUGCAACCAGACCACAGGCCAGUGUCCCUGCAAGGAUGGUGUCACUGGCCUUACCUGCAACCGUUGUGCUGCUGGCUUCCAGCAGAGCCGCUCACCCGUGGCACCCUGUGUUAAAACCCCAGUGCCUGGACCCACUGAGGAGAGCAGCCCUGUAGAACCACAGGACUGCGAGUCCCACUGCAGACCCACCCAUGGCAGCUACCGCAUCAGCCUGAAGAAGUUCUGCCGGAAAGACUAUGCGGUGCAGGUGGCAGUGAACGCGCUCGGCGAGGCACACGGUGCGUGGACGCGCUUCCCCGUGGCAGUGCUUGCAGUGUUCCGGAGCGGAGAGGAGCGCGCGCGGCGUGGAAGCAACUCUCUCUGGGUGCCGGCUCGCGACGCGGCCUGCGGCUGCCCGCGCCUACUUCCGGGACGCCGCUACCUGCUGCUGGGAAGUGGGCCGGGGGCCACCGCCGGGGGCCGGGGACCUGGACUCAGCGCCGCCCGUGGGAGUCUCGUAUUGCCCUGGAGGGACGCGUGGACGCGGCGCUUGCGAAGGCUACAGCGGCGCGAGCGACGGGGGCGCUGCGGAGCCGCCUGAGUCC
This is a messenger RNA of Octodon degus (degu), 1804 nucleotides long. RefSeq names its product netrin 3 (gene Ntn3). Lineage: Eukaryota; Metazoa; Chordata; Mammalia; Rodentia; Octodontidae. The record is from RefSeq and is a predicted model, not a curated record. The coding region runs from base 67 to 1800 and encodes 577 amino acids. Gene Ontology annotation, molecular function: protein binding. The transcript has 6 exons.